Molecule: messenger RNA, 937 nt
Organism: Corylus avellana
Lineage: Eukaryota; Viridiplantae; Streptophyta; Magnoliopsida; Fagales; Betulaceae
Source: RefSeq, a predicted model, not a curated record
CCGGGAACUCCCGGUGAGUUCUCAGCCCCACCAUUUAACCCAAAAUCCCUCACAACCGGCAUUUCCCGGUCACUCCAUUUUCCGUUGCGAGCAACUUUCCUCGAUCCCCAUAUAAACCUAAUCUUUCUCUCUCUCUCUCUGUGGGAGUGUGAGAGAGAGUUGGGGUUGGCGUUUGGGUUUAUGGCUAUUGAUAUAUUGGACCCCGAUAUGGUCCACAGAGACCCCGAAUCGAGCGGCGAAGUUCGAACCAACAGUCUCGUGGCCAACAAGCGCUGCUGCCUCUGCUUCCCCUGCUUCGGCUCCCGGCGAUCCUCCGAUGUCGGAUUGGCCUGGUGGCAGCGGGUACGAUCGAGCCAGGUCGGCGAGGACAGGUGGUGGUUCCGAGGCCUUGUUGCCCUCAAGAAACUCCGAGAGAUAUCCGAGAUCGUCGCCGGUCCGAGAUGGAAGACCUUCAUCCGGCGGUUCAACCGGAGCCGGAGCGGCGGCGGCAGCAGUUCUGCGGGUAGGCAGGGAACGAAAUUCCAAUACGAUCCUCUGAGUUACGCACUGAACUUCGACGAGGGACCGGGGCAGAACGGUGAUUUCGACGCGGACGACGAUUACCCCUUGUUCCGGAACUUCUCGAGCCGGUACGUUUCUGUUCCGAGCCACUUGCCAAUGAAAUCAUCGUCGUCGGCUUUGGACUCCGGUAGGGAGACGGCGGUGGUUGCCUAAAUAUCGCCGGAUGAGCUGGCGGGUUGACUACUGGACGUUGGCGUGGCGGCGCCAAUUUUUUCGUUUUAUAUUACUGUUUCCUAAAGUGGAUAGUUAAUAGUUUUAGAUAUUUAUUUAUUAAUUUUUUGUUUGUGAGUUGCGAGAGUGGAUUUUAUCAUGUAUAAAAAAAUGUUUAGUGAAAAUAAAAUGCAAAGUGCCGUGGCCAGUGAGCUUAAUAAUUUAA